UUAUCGUAAAUUUAAUAGUUUUUGCGAUUUACCGUAGGGUGUCGCCACUGCAACUCGAUUGUUCUGGGCGUAUACAACAAUAAUUUCUAACCUAAUAUUAAUGUGUCAUUCGUGUUACUGUGUACUGCAUAACUUUCAUUCAGUACGUACUUUUAACGGUUUCACAAGUUAUAUACAUAAUUUGUUAGUAAACUUACGCAAGGAAAUGAAGUUACAUUAUUCCAUGUGCGUUUAAUGACAGCGUACAAAUACAUAUAUAGUAAAGUUAUUUGUCGUGAUGUAACUUUAAAAUGAAGUAUUUCGGGGAAUUAAUAGAAGACUCAAUGAAUCUCUACGGUAGCAUAAGUUAACAUUUGUACCGUUAGAUACUUUAGAAAGGCAUUUUAUCGAGACUACGAUAACUAUUGUUAAAGCAUAGAUCUGCAUAGAAAGCAGAUGUUUCUCGACCGUCAUUAUGUGCGAGGACGCCCAUAUUAAAGAGCAAUGGCAACUUUUACAAUGUUUACGAACUACCGUAGAAUGUUUAUUAGUCGAUGGUGUUUUAAACGUGUGGAAUGUUUACGGUGGUUUAAAUCGCCUUCACAAUAUAAUGGAGCGGAUAUUCAAACAUGGCUGUAGAAUAUUUAAUCGAAAUGGAGAACCAGAUUGUUGGAUCUUUAUUCAAGGGUUAAAUUGGUUGCAACCUUCCUUAGCAGUGUCUCCGGUAUUGUCUGAAGUAGAAGAUUAUCUUUCAAAUUUACCAGCACGAAUAACAUCACAAAAAGAUAUGUUAUGGUUAUAUAAAAGCUUGGAGAGUCAUUCUUUGUCGCACAAACUUUCCUGGCUUUUGUCUGACAAGGAACACUUACUUUCCUGUUUUGAGCCAUGGGCAUUUUUGUGUCAAGAAAACUUAGCCGAAGCCACGUUAUUGUGUUUAAGAGCAGUUGAACGAAGUCAACCUGUGCUACUUACAGAGAUUGAUCCAUCUUUGUUUCUGCCUUCUUGGAUUUCUCCCAAAACAAGUCCCAGAAGACAUCAGAGAUCUUCUUCAUAUCCAAUUAAUUUCCCUACCACAAAUUUCAACAUAGCUAGAGAUAGAAGCAUACCUAUUGAAAAAUAUCAGUUAGAACCAUUGAAAAUAUCAUCGGAUAAUAUAGCUAUUCAGCAUAAUGAUACCAAAUCUGAAGAAAAUCAUCAUGAAAUAAAUUCCAAAGAAGUUCAUGAUAUACCUUUAAGAACUUGGAAUAGUGUUUCUUCAUUGACUAAAAAUUAUAAUAUUCCUGGAAUAAAUUUACCUGCACCUUCGUUAGCUACUGCAGACGUUAGUUCAAAUAAAAGCAGCAAAUCUCAAACCUGCUCAGUUGAAUUGUCAAAAAUAAUUGAUGUGAAUUAUGCCGAUGUAACGCAAUCCAUGUCUACAGUCCUGAAUAAUAAAUUACUUACUAGGCCAAGAACUCCUUCAAGAAAGACAAAACUCAAAGUUAAAAUGAAACAAAAUCAAAUUGCUGAUAAAUUCAGCGAGGGUUCUGAUUCGUUAAAUAACGACGACUCAUUAGUAAAUACAGUAAUGGAGUAUCAUAUUCCACCUCUUGCAUCAAACGAAAGUAGUACAAGCAUUUGUAAAACAAAUUCUGCAGAAAUUAAUAUAUCUCAAAAACCGAGAAGAAAAGCUUCCUUUUUACCAGGGUCAGCACCCGAAUUCAGCGGUUCGUGGAGUUUAGAAAUCGAAGGACAAAAAGAUAUAAGAACACCAAAGAAAAGUUUCAUGGAAGAUGGAGGAAGUAGCGUUCAACCUAUGGCGAUAGGAUAUUUUCCGCGUCCGAUAGAGGGUCAAAGUUUAACAAGCUUUUUAGCAUCCGCACAAUUUUUCAGAGCUAACGCUGAAUUGGACAGAGAAAAUGCGCACUUCAGUGUCUCUGACGCCAUGAUAGCUGCUAUUGAACAAGUAAAAUGUAACAAGCAGUGGUGUCUUGUGGAAGAAGCAGUCGAAGAGAGCGACGAAGAAAUAAAUAGUUUAAAACAAAGAAUACGAUUAAGACGCCAUCAACGACAAGAAGAGCAAUGCAACAGGAGAACCUGGAAUCGUGAUUUGCUGAGCGAUGGAAAAACAGAUACGACUACUACUGAUCAAAGUGUUAGCCCUUUAUCAACUUCAUCCGAUACUCCAUCUGAACCUAUUUCUACAGACGACGUGGAAGACCUAGAAAUAGACGACGAGUUGAAGGCAUUAAAAUUAAAAUAUGCUGGACUUUCCAUAUCUACGGCAUCUUUAUUUGCGGAAGCAGAGUAUCUGUUUCCAUCGUCUCCAGCGCAUGGAACAGAAUCGACAUUGACUGAGGGCAGUAUGUCUGCGGAGGGAGUAGCUUUAUCGCUCAUUAGCAGGUUUAAUGAAAAACAGUUACCAAGGGCAAGCGAGUUACAGUGGCUUGUUUCUGAAAAGGAAGCGCCGCAAACCUUGUUACCAAUGCCUAAAAGUUGGCCAGUUAAUUCAGAUGAAGUAGAAAAUUCGCAGACAAUUCCAUUGCGUGGAAAUAUGGAAUGGGCUCCACCGCGACCUCAAAUUAUUUUCACACCACAUCCCCCGCCAGUACGGCGAACUCUUAUAGCUAAACAGAAUUAUAGAUGCGCAGGGUGUGGAAUGAAAGUUGCAGUGAAAUAUGCGAAUAAAUUUCGGUACUGCGAAUAUUUGGGAAGAUAUUUCUGUACUGGAUGUCAUACGAAUCAAGUCACAUUAAUACCAGGAAAGGUUUUAUCUAAAUGGGAUUUUAACAGAUAUCAUGUAUCAAAUUUUUCGUACAGAUUAUUGGAUCAAAUGAUGUCAGAUCCAUUGUUUCAAGUGAACGAUUUAAACCCGCUACUUUACAGACGCAUCAAACAAUUAGAUAAAACAAGAUUAUUACGAACACAAUUAUUUUUCUUUAAAGACUUCUUGUUUACAUGUCGCUUUGCAUCAAGCGUUCAGGAAGUAUUGAAAAAGGAACCAAAUUAUAUAAUAAGUGACCCUCAUGUGUAUUCCAUUCAAGAUCUGAUCCAUGUUAAGUAUGGUAUUCUACCUAUGAGAUUACAAGAAUUAGUUCAAAUGUGCAACAUGCACAUUAUAGGCUGUGAGUUGUGUCAUGGUAGAGGAUUUGUAUGCGAGAUAUGUUUUUCCAAAGAUGUUAUAUUUCCAUGGGAAUUAUCAAAAGUUCAUAGAUGUGAAAUGUGCGGUGCAUGUUUUCAUAACGAGUGUAAACAAAACUUCAAUAAAGCUGACUGCCCACGUUGUAGACGUUUACACGACAGACGGACAUCUAGAGAAGAAACAUUUUGACACACGGUAAAGUUGUUUAAUGUUACAUGUUUGUUUAUAGAAAUUGAAUUCUUACUUUGAAGGAUGAACAGUGUGACGUAAGUCGUUAAUUCCGAAAAGAACUGUAUAUGUACUUCUGUUUCUAUUUAUUGUAUUUAAUCUAAAAUUUGGUAGCUUGUUCGAAACAAUCAGAGAUUUGUAUAUUAUAUUUAUAUGCGAGUGGAUUAUAUUCUUUUAAUUUUGAAAUUUUUAUAUAUUUAUAGAUUACUCGAGUCUGAGAAUUUUUAGAAAAUAAAAACUUAUUUAUUGCAACUAUAUGAAUUUCAGAUGUAGAAAAGACUGAACAAAUGUGAUAUUUAAAAAAUUGUAUAACUUAUUGCUAAAAUAUUCCUUAAUCGUUUUUUUGUAAGUGUUACAUAAUUAUUCAUUUAAUAUUGUGUAGAUUGUUACCAUAAGGAAAGAAGAUUGAAAUACAUUAAUUAUUAUGUAUUUACUUGUACAUUUCUUAUUUGAAGCAGUAUACAAAAUGAAAUAUCAUGGGUAUUUUGUAUAUAAUCUUUAUUUUUCUAGUAAUGAAUUUGAUAAAUUCUUAAAAUUAGAAAUUAGGAUGUAUAAAGUAUUGCAUGUCAUAAACGUUGAAUGUAAAAUGGCAAUAACAUUUUAAGUACAACGGGCCUGAAAAGUAUUACCUUUAUUAAAAAAGCAUUAUACUAAUAGUCGUAAAUAUAGUGCCUGGUUCUCAUUAUAAUUAAAUGUAUUGUUUAUUUAUAAAAAUUGUUAAUGCAAUCGAAGUUUAUAAUAAAAUGUUUUAAACAGUU
This is a messenger RNA of Hylaeus volcanicus, 4086 nucleotides long. RefSeq names its product run domain Beclin-1-interacting and cysteine-rich domain-containing protein (gene Rubicon). The coding region runs from base 455 to 3289 and encodes 944 amino acids. The record is from RefSeq and is a predicted model, not a curated record. Lineage: Eukaryota; Metazoa; Arthropoda; Insecta; Hymenoptera; Colletidae. Gene Ontology annotation, molecular function: phosphatidylinositol phosphate binding. The transcript is spliced from 8 exons. Gene Ontology annotation, cellular component: intracellular membrane-bounded organelle.